Messenger RNA from Thlaspi arvense, 2678 nucleotides. Lineage: Eukaryota; Viridiplantae; Streptophyta; Magnoliopsida; Brassicales; Brassicaceae. The record is from the annotation of a GenBank genome assembly.
GUGGUGAGGAAAAAAAAAAGCGAUAAACACUUGUGGUUUUUGGAUAUAAGCAAAAUCCGACGUGUCAAUUUCUGACGAUCCGCUUUGGAUACAUUUUAAACGAACCAUAGCACCACUAGAUUUGUCACUUGACAUCGUUCUCUUUCCGGUGAAUAUGGCGAGCAAUCUUCUCCGGCUUACUCUUCCUCCGCCUUCGAGUCUCCAUAUUCGUCCUCGUAAGUUCCUCGACGUUACAUACUCGAAGCGAUGCUUUCCCAGACAGCGCCACUCUCGUAUCCGGAGGCACUAUUCGACGACACCUGGCUUAUUGGUAUCAAACUCGGUCCAGAUCAGUACUCAAUCGUUUGAAUCUGCGGAAUCUUCAAUCGAAUCUGUGAAACCUGUUGCGAGCGACACGCCGAUUCUCCUCGAUGUGAGCGGGAUGAUGUGUGGCGGCUGCGUCGCCCGGGUUAAAUCGGUUCUGAUGUCCGAUGACCGAGUCGCGUCUGCCGUGGUUAACAUGCUGACCGAGACCGCGGCUGUGAGGCUUAAACCGGAGGUAGAGGUGAUACCGGAUGCGGCUGAGAGCUUAGCUAAGAGAUUGACAGAGAGUGGGUUCGAGGCUAAGAGGAGAGUCUCGGGGAUGGGAGUGGCGGAGAACGUGAAGAAGUGGAAGGAGAUGGUGAGUAAGAAAGAGGAAUUGCUCGUUAAGAGCAGGAACCGUGUGGCAUUUGCGUGGACGUUGGUGGCUCUGUGUUGCGGGUCUCACACUUCGCAUAUUCUUCAUUCCUUGGGGAUUCACAUUGCUCAUGGAGGAUUCUGGGACUUGCUACACAACUCUUACGUGAAAGGUGGUUUAGCAGUUGGAGCUUUGUUGGGACCAGGAAGAGAAUUGCUGUUUGAUGGCAUAAAGGCUUUCGGGAAACGAUCACCUAAUAUGAACUCGUUGGUUGGAUUGGGAUCUAUGGCUGCAUUUUCCAUCAGUAUGAUCUCACUUGUUAAUCCAGAACUGGAGUGGGAUGCUUCGUUCUUUGAGGAACCGGAUGGCCCUCUACGGAUCGAAGCUACUUCCACUGGUUCCAACUCAACAAUAUCUAAAAUCGUCAGAAUGGUUGAGGAUGCACAAGGUAAUGCAGCUCCUGUACAGAGGCUGGCAGAUGCAAUAGCUGGACCAUUUGUGUAUACUAUAAUGUCUUUAUCUGCAGUGACGUUUGCCUUCUGGUAUUACGUUGGUUCACACAUAUACCCAGAUGUUUUACUCAAUGAUAUUGCUGGACCUGACGGAGAUCCUUUGGCACUAAGCCUAAAACUAGCCGUGGAUGUCUUGGUAGUUUCCUGCCCCUGUGCAUUGGGCCUUGCAACACCAACUGCCAUACUAAUUGGCACAUCUCUUGGAGCAAAGCGAGGAUAUCUUAUCAGAGGAGGAGAUGUCUUAGAACGCCUGGCCUCCAUAGAUUGUGUUGCUUUAGACAAGACAGGGACACUUACUGAAGGAAGACCUGUCGUCUCUGGUGUUGUUUCUUUAAUUUACGAAGAACAAGAAGUUCUUCGGUUGGCUGCUGCGGUGGAGAAGACAGCAACACACCCAAUAGCAAAGGCUAUUGUAAACGAGGCUGAAACGCUGAAUCUGGAAACUCCAGAAACAAGAGGCCAAUUGACAGAACCAGGCUUUGGUACUCUGGCAGAAAUAGAUGGACGUUUGGUUGCAGUGGGUGCACUUGAAUGGGUCUCCAAUCGUUUCCACAAAAAGAACGACUCCUCGGACGUGGUUAAGCUGGAAAGUUAUUUGGAUCAUAAACUAUCAAACACAUCAUCGACGUCUAGGUAUUCAAAGACCGUUGUUUAUGUUGGACGCGAAGGAGAAGGGAUUAUUGGUGCUAUUGCAAUCUCUGAUUGCUUGCGCAAAGAUGCUGAAUUCACUGUAGCCAGGCUGCAGGAGAAGGGCAUCAAAACAGUCCUCUUAUCAGGGGAUAGGGAAGGGGCAGUGGCAACAGUGGCAAAGAAUGUGGGGAUUGAGAGUGAAUCAACCAACUAUUCCUUGUCUCCUGAAAAGAAAUUCGAGUUUAUAUCUAAUCUUCAAUCCUCUGGACAUCGUGUUGCUAUGGUGGGUGAUGGCAUAAACGACGCCCCCUCGUUGGCUCAAGCUGAUGUCGGAAUAGCUUUAAAGAUCGAAGCACAAGAAAACGCUGCAUCGAAUGCAGCAUCGGUCAUACUUGUCCGCAACAAACUCUCACAUGUUGUGGAUGCACUGAGUCUUGCACAAGCAACAAUGUCGAAAGUGUAUCAGAAUCUGGCGUGGGCAAUUGCGUAUAACGUCAUCUCGAUCCCUAUAGCAGCAGGUGUCUUGCUUCCUCAGUAUGAUUUCGCCAUGACACCUUCCUUGUCUGGUGGACUAAUGGCAUUGAGCUCGAUCUUCGUUGUCUCAAAUUCACUACUUCUCCAGCUCCACAAAUCUGAAACAAGUGGACACAGCUAGGGGGUUGGGCUCCAUCUGUGUUGCUGUCGAAGCAGAAACACUCUUAGAGUUCUUGUAUAUUCUCUGCCCUUUGACAUAUUCAAGUUUUUGUAUUUAAGCUUACUAUAUAGAGUUAAGAGUUAAACACACUAAUGAUUGAGAUUACAUAUUCAUAGCAUCUUCUUAACCUUCGCAUAUAUUGCACCAGAUUUUCGGAAACGACUUGAACUAUUCGAAAUGUCGC